Molecule: messenger RNA, 1154 nt
Organism: Sitodiplosis mosellana (orange wheat blossom midge)
Lineage: Eukaryota; Metazoa; Arthropoda; Insecta; Diptera; Cecidomyiidae
Gene: Fdx2
Product: adrenodoxin-like protein 2, mitochondrial
Exons: 3
Coding region: 311-835 (174 amino acids)
Biological process (GO): P450-containing electron transport chain; positive regulation of oxidoreductase activity
Cellular component (GO): mitochondrion
Molecular function (GO): 2 iron, 2 sulfur cluster binding
Source: RefSeq, a predicted model, not a curated record
AUUAGACCCAUUUGACGUAUAAACACGCUCAAACGAUACACUCGUGUGUCUGUAUCUGCACUCAAGAAAAAUAUUAGUCUAUCACAUACAGGUCGAUGAUUUGAAUAUUUUAAUAUUAUAAUCAAGACUGAGUCUUGGAGUAACACAAAACGUGAUCGUGUGGCAUCUAAAUUAAUUUUGACAGCUCCUUAAUAGUUUUGUUUUCACUACUGCAACUAAGUUUAUUUCUUUUCGUUUUUGCGACGUUGAAUUUUUCUUCAGUUGAGUGCAUUUCCUACUUCCUUGUUGUACAAAUCGUUUAUCAAUCAAAAUGUUACGAAAUACUUUUUUUAUUGCUGCACACACAUUAGCCAGACCGCAUAGCAUACGCACAUGUGGUGAAAUUGCAUUCAGAAAAGUAAUUAAUGCGGUCCCAGCAAUUAGUGAAAUGCCAUCAUUUAGAGCUAUGGGCCAUGCCAAGAGUUUUUCAACAAAUGUACCAAAUCUACAAAAAGAUGAAAUUGAAGUAUUUUUCGUAAAAGCUGACGGUACCAAAGUCAGGGGCACUGGAAAAAUUGGUGAUUCAUUGCUUGAUGUGGUUGUUAAUAAUAGUAUUGACUUGGAAGGCUUUGGUGCCUGUGAAGGAACGCUCACUUGCUCAACGUGCCAUUUGAUAUUCAAACAAGACGAUUACGAUCGAUUACCAGAAAAACCCGGCGACGAAGAAUUGGACAUGUUGGACCUGGCCUAUGAACUAACAGACACAUCACGAUUGGGCUGCCAAAUAAUUUUAUCAAAAGAACUGAAUGGCCUUGAAGUUCGAGUUCCAACAACGAUAAACGAUGCCAGAAGUUAACUACUUCCCAACACUCGCACAACUCAUUUUGCAAUAGAUAGUCGGAAGGUGUACAAAUUACCAUACCAAACUAGGUGGCAAUAUAUCAUUCACAUACAAUUCAAUCCUAUUGUCUAAAGAAUGUUUUAGAAAAGAAGUGCUUUAUAUUUUAUACACAAAAAUUGCAUGGCAACACCUCAUGAAAAUUGUACGUUAAAGGACAACAAACAAACACAUGGCAAAUUAUUGAGACAUUCAAUAGAUGAAUAGUUGUUGUUGUGUUUUCUUCAAGUAUAUGUUAUGAUUUAACAAAAAUAAAGAAAAAAUCGAAAUGACAUUA